Elephantulus edwardii (Cape elephant shrew) is the source of this 4386-nucleotide messenger RNA. RefSeq names its product intraflagellar transport 140 homolog (Chlamydomonas) (gene IFT140). Gene Ontology annotation, biological process: intraciliary retrograde transport. Gene Ontology annotation, cellular component: intraciliary transport particle A; axoneme; ciliary basal body. The record is from RefSeq and is a predicted model, not a curated record. Gene Ontology annotation, molecular function: protein binding. The transcript is spliced from 30 exons. Bases 1 to 4386 code for a protein of 1461 amino acids. NCBI's taxonomy places the organism in Eukaryota, Metazoa, Chordata, Mammalia, Macroscelidea, Macroscelididae.
AUGGCUCUCUACAUUGAUCACCUUAUUGAAGCCCCCUGUUCCACUGGCUCAUUUUCCCACAUGGCCUGGCAUCCCAUCCACCCCUUCCUGGCAGUGGCUGCCCUCAGCCCCACCACAGGGGGCAGUGUAGACAUUUAUCUAGAGCAGGGUGAGUGCGUGCCAGACACACACAUGGAGCGGUCCUGCCAAGUGACAUCCCUGUGCUGGCACCCAACGCGGCUGGUUCUGGCCGUUGGCUGGGAGACGGGGGAAGUGGUCCUAUUUAACAAGCAGGACAAGGAGCAACACGCCGUGCCCCCGACGCACACAGCAGAGGUCACUAUCCUCACCUGGAGCACCAGCGGGUACUUCCUGGUGUCCGGGGACAAGCUCGGUGCCCUGCUGUUAUGGAGGUUGGACCAGAGAGGCCGAGUUCAAGGGACACCCUUGCUGAAACACGAGUACAGAAAGCACCUGACGCACUGCAUCUUUCGGCUGCCUCCACCUGGCGAGGACCUGGUGCAGUUGGCCAAAGCUGCUGUGAGUGGUGACGAGAAGGCGCUGGACAUGUUCAACUGGAGGAAGAGUGGCUUCGGGAGCUUCCUGAAGAUGGGCCCUCAGGAGGGACUGUCCUUCUUUGUCAGCUUGAUAGAUGGGACUGUGCACUAUGUGGAUGAGAAGGGCAAGACGGCCCGAGUGGCAUCCAUGGACAGCCCCGUGCAAUCACUCUUCUACAUCGAGAAGCGAGAGGCGCUGUUGGUGGUGACAGAGACCCUGGUUCUCUCCCUGUACACAGUGACACCCGAGGGUGAAGCCAAAGAACUCAUAAAGGUCAAGCUCAGUGGGAAGACAGGCUGCCAGGCGGAUGUUGCCCUGAUCGAGGGCAGCCUGCUGGUGACAGCCAUUGGUGAGGCUGUGCUCAGAUUUUGGGACUCGGAACAAGGCGAGAACUAUGUGCUGAGUCCAGAUGUGAAGUUUGGCUUUGAGAAUGGAGAGAAUAUUAACUGUGUCUCCUACUGCAGAGGCAAAGGUCUUCUGGCAGCUGGCACUGACAGAGGGCGCGUCAGCAUGUGGCGAAAAGCACCAGGUCCCCCAAGCAGCCUCAGGGCAGAGGGGAAGGACAGGUGGGCUCUGCAGACUCCGACUGAACUGAAGGGGAACAUCAAACAGAUUAAGUGGGGGUCCCGGAAGAGCCUGCUGGCGGUGAACAACAUCAACGCAGUGGUCAUCCUGAGUGAGCAGGCCAUGGCUGCGCACUUCUACCAGCAGGUGGCAGCAGUGCAGCUGUCCUCCAGCGUGCUGCAUGUGGACUUCCUGGCGUCCAGUACCACCUACAGCCUGCGCACCGACGUGCAUAUCAGUGGAGUCUUCGCCACAAAGGAUGCAGUGGCCGUCUGGAAUGGGAAGCAGGUGGUAAUCUUUGAGCCUUCAGGAACCUCACUGCGCACCGCAGGCACCUUCUUGUGUGAGUCCCCAGUGCUGGCCAUGCACGAGGACAGCGUGUACACGGUGGAGCCAAACCGGGUCCAAGUGAGGACGUGGCAGGGGACAGUUAAGCAGCUGCUGCUCUUCUCGGAGGCUGAGGGCAGCCCCUGCCUCCUGGACAUCUGCGGGAGCUUUCUGGUGGUCGGGACAGACUUGGCACACUUCAAGAGCUUUGAUCUUUCCCGAAGAGAAGCCAAAGUCCACUGCAACUGCAAAAAUCUGGCAGAGCUGGUUCCUGACGUCGGAGCAAUCUCCUCUCUACGCUGCAAUGCCAACGGGAGCAAGAUCACCCUACUCCUUGUCAAGCCUGAUAGCAGCCCUGACUCCAGGAUCUGUUUCUAUGAUGUGGAAAUGGACACGAUGACCAUCUUGGACCUCUGCACUGGGCAGAUUGACCAGAGAGAAUCGCUCUCCUUCACCAGGCAGGAGACCAGGAGGAGCAGCAUCUUUGCAGACGAGAGCCUGGUGAACCAUGUCCCGGUGAGUCACUUCUGGGACCAGACUGAGCCCCGGCUGUUCGUGUGUGAGGCUGUCCCCGAGGGAUCCAGGAGCCAGCCCAUAGGGCAGAGUGGACGGAAACAGUGCCCUCUUCUGUCCCCGCAGGCAGAUGUCUUGGUGCUGUCUUUCUUCGUGUCUGAGGAGCACGGCAUCCUGUUCCAGGACAGCUUCCCUCGGCCCGCUGCCUUCCAGGCACUGCUGGGCAUCCAAGUGCCCCACUACUACUUCUCCAAAAAGCCUGGGGAAGCAGACAAAGAAGACCAUGGGGACACCGGGCAGUACCAACCCCCACAGAUGGUGGGCAGAAAGCCCCUCCGGGAUUUCGUGGGACUGGAGGACUGUGACCGGCCCACUCGGGAUGCCAUGCUCAACUUCAGUUUCUUUGUCGCCAUUGGGGACAUGGAUGAGGCCUUCAAGUCCAUCAAGCUCAUCAAGAGUGAGGCCGUUUGGGAAAACAUGGCACGCAUGUGUGUGAAGACGCAGCGCCUGGACGUGGCCCGAGUGUGCCUGGGGAACAUGGGCCACGCCCGGGGUGCUCACGCCCUGCGGCAGGCUGAGCAGGAGCCCGAGCGGGAGGCCCACGUGGCCGCACUGGCCGUGCAACUGGGCAUGCUGGAGGACGCCGAACGGUUGUACAAGAAGUGCAGGCGUUACGACCUCCUAAACAAGUUCUACCAAGCUUCGGGCCAGUGGCAGAAAGCGGUGGAGGUGGCCGAACGGCAUGACCGCGUCCAUCUGCGCACUACCUACUACAAUUAUGCCAAGCACCUGGAGGCCAGUGCCAACUGCAGCCUGGCCCUCAGCUAUUACGAAAAGUCAGACACACACCGAUUCGAGGCACCCCGGAUGCUGGCGGAGGACCUGCAUUCUCUGGAGCGCUACAUCAACAGGAUGAGGGACAAGACCCUGUGGCUCUGGUGGGCUCAGUACCUGGAGAGCCAGGGGGAGAUGGAGGCGGCGCUGCACUACUAUGAGCUGGCGCAGGAUUACUUCUCGCUGGUCCGCAUCCACUGCUUCCAGGGCAACACGCAAAAGGCGGCUGAGAUCGCCAACGAGACCGGCAAUUUGGCGGCGUCCUACCACCUGGCGCGGCAGUAUGAGAGCCAGGACGAGGUGCGGCAGGCGGUGCACUUCUACACGCGCGCGCAGGCCUUCAACAACGCCAUCCGCCUCUGCAAGGAGAACGGCCUGGAUGACCAGCUCAUGAACCUGGCCCUUCUGAGCUCCCCAGAGGACAUGAUUGAGGCGGCCCGGUACUACGAGGAGAAGGGGGACCAGAUGGACCGGGCAGUCAUGCUGUACCACAAGGCCGGCCACUUCUCCAAGGCCCUGGAGCUGGCUUUUGCCACGCAGCAGUUUGUGGCCCUGCAGCUCAUCGCAGAGGACCUGGACGAGAAGUCGGACCCCGCGCUGCUGGCCCGCUGCUCAGACUUCUUCAAUGAGCACAAUCAGUACGAAAAGGCCGUGGAGCUGCUCCUGGCCGCCAAAAAGUACCAUGAGGCCCUGCAGCUGUGCCUGGAACAGAACAUGACCAUCACCGAUGAGAUGGCCGAGAAGAUGACCGUGUCCAAGGACUCCAAGGACCUGUCAGAGGAGGAGCGGCGGGAGCUGCUGGAACAGAUUGCCAUCUGCUGCAUGCGCCAGGGGAACUACCAUCUGGCCGCCAAGAAGUACACGCAGGCCGGCAGCAAACUCAAGGCCAUGAGGGCACUGCUCAAGUCCGGGGACACCGAGAAGAUCGUGUUCUUUGCGGGUGUAUCCCGGCAGAAGGAGCUCUACAUCAUGGCGGCCAACUACCUGCAGUCACUGGACUGGCGGAAGGAGCCAGAGAUCAUGAAGAACAUCAUCAGCUUCUAUACCAAGGGCCGUGCCCUGGACCUGCUGGCUGGCUUCUACGAUGCCUGUGCCCAGGUGGAGAUAGACGAGUACCAGAACUAUGACAAGGCCCAUGGGGCGCUGAUCGAGGCCUAUAAGUGCCUGUCCAAGGCGAAGGCCAAGAACCCCCUGGAUCAGGAGGCCCAGCUGGCCCAGCUGCAGAAUAAGAUGACUUUGGUGAAGAGAUUCACCCAGGCCCGCAGGACGUACAGAGAGGACCCCAAGGAGGCUGUGCGGCAGUGCGAGCUGCUGCUGGAGGAGCCGGGCCUAGACAGUGCCAUCCGCGUGGGGGAUGUCUAUGGCUUCCUGGUGGAGCACUUCCUGCAGCUGGAGGAGCAUCAGACGGCCUACAAGUACCUAGAGGAGAUGCGGAAGAGACUCCCAGCAGCCAACAUGUCCUACUACGUGAGGCAGUGCACCGUGGACGCCAUAAACCAGGGCCUGGGCAUCCCUCUGACACAUCUGGGGCCCGAGUGUGUCCGCCACAACAGCGCUAAGGACAUCAGGGACGGUGCUGAGGACAUACUAGAGGAGGUGGACGAGCCCUGA